AUGCAGCGCUGCGACAAUUGGUGUGCUCUGCGCCGAGCGCCUGCGCGCAAGGUGCCGCUUUCCUUCUCCUCCGGUCUCCUCGUCACUCUCGUUGUUUUUCUUUUAAAUAGCUCGUCAGCGUCCUCAAGCUCGGGUCGACGUCUCUCGCCCCCGUCACACCCCAAUAGGGAGCAAGACUCAAACUUCCUCGCGGGUCUCGCGGCCAGCCCCGCGAACGCAUCGCCGCCUUUCCAGCGCCUGUUGUCAUUUGUUGAUCCUUUUCACUUCCCCUCCUCUUCUCCCUCGUCUUCUCGGGUUUGGGCGCCGUUGUCUGCGGCACCGCCUUCCUCCUCUACUGCGUCAGCAGCUCAGUCUUCCUCUGCCUCCUCGGCCCGGUCCGCGCUCUCUGUCUCCGCUCGUUCUGCUUCUUCUGCUUCUUCGCCUUCUCGCGUCGAUCCGCCCCCUUCUCAGCCAGGAUCUUUGACGGUUUCUCCUGCGCGCCCUUCUGCUCCUGACGCCUCGUCGAGCGAGGAUGAAGCUCCCGCGGCAGCCUUCUUCUCCUCUGCAGGCGCCUCCCCCGGAGCCACCUUCCUCAGCGCGUCCUCGGCGGCCGCCGCCGCCCGCAGACUCUCUCAAGGCGCGGACGUGGCCCAAUCGCCAGCGGACAGAAGCGGGCGCGGGUUUCACUUGAGUGAAGAGGAGCUGUUGCAGGGAAUGAAGAAGGACAUCUUCUUCAUUCUUCACCACGGUUCGAUGCCUUACGGGUACCCUACGUACCGCGAGGCCUCCUUGAUGAUGAACGAGCUCCUCAAAGAGUUCGGGCCGUCACUGGUAACUGCGCAUCGAAUCGGCCACUCGCUGGAAGGGCGACCCAUCACCGCGUACCGCGUGGGCGGUCUCUCGAGGCCUUGCUGGCGUGUCCCAUCGAAGGGCGCUGAGACUCCCUCUUCGUCUCCUGAAACGGCGACAGCAGAAAAAAAAAAGACGGAAGAGAGAGAAGAGUUCCCCGAGAUCCUCCUUACGGGUCUCCAUCACGCACGGGAGCCGAUGAGCAUGACCAUGUGCAUGUACUUCGUAGCCCGGCUGCUGCGAGACUACCAGGCGGGCGAGCCGGAGGCGGCGUACCUGAUGGAGAUGCGUGAGUUCUGGGUGAUUCCUGCGCUGAAUCCUGACGCGUACGUCGCCAUCGAAAGGACCGGAAACGUCAAUCUGCGAAAAAACCGAAGGCGCUUCAGCCCCCACGCGCGGCCGCGAGGCGCCAAGCCCGAAGACGAAGGCGUCGACCUCAACCGCAACUACGCAUUCAACUUCAACCCCAACGAACCCGAAGGCAGCGACGAGUACGGCGGGCUGUUCCCCUUCAGCGAACCGGAGACGGCCGCCGUGAAGUUCCUCGUGGAGCAGUACCUGCGCGCCUCUCCGUCGUCUCCUCCCCGCUCGCCUUCUUCCCCUGGCGGCAUCCUCGCUUCUGCAGCGGUGGCUGGCGCGGAGGGCGCGGACUUCUCGCCUCCGACCCCGUCUCCGUUUUUCGACCGCCUGGGGCGUUUUGAGGUCGCACUCAACUUUCACACCUACGGGGAAGUCUGGACGCGGCCCUUCAACUGCUGCAAAGACCUGCCGCUGCCGCCCCGGGCGCGAAAGGCCUUCGAAGAGAUCCAGGCGGCGCUGGCAAUCCCGAUCCUGGACAGCGCGCCCAACAUCGCAGUCCUCGGCUACCCUACGAACGGCGAGGCGGACGACUGGCUGCUGCAUGCGCACGGCGUCCUCUCGACGUCGCCUGAGAUCGGCUGGGAAGAGGGCGGCUUCUGGCAGACGCAGGGCGACUGGACGGCGAUCUUCGAGGCGAACUUUGCGCGCGUGGCGACGACUGGCUUCAAAGCCGGCAGCGAGCUCGGCGUGAUAAUCGUGCGGCACGAAGCAGAUGCCGACGCGAACCCCGCGGAGCCGCGGAAGCGUGAGGCGGGCGAGGGGAGAGAAGACGAAGGGCGAAGUGACCUGGGUAGCCUAAUUCCCAAAGAGAGCCUCGCCUUCGUCGAGGACGCCCUUAGAAAGGCGGGAUGGAACCCAGCGAGCGCGCACGAGGUGCCUGUCCCCCACGCUGUUCAGGGAGAGUUUGCCAUAUAUUCCGUCGAAAUAUCAAACACCGGCCUCCUGCCCAUGCAGGGCUCGUCGGCUUUCCUCUUUCUGACGGGUCUGCCCUUCUUCGCGUCGUCUUCCGCCGCGUCGCUUUCGCCGUUUCCUGCGGAGUUGUUUUCCAGUGUGCGUGCGGCGGCUGAGGCCUCUUUGCCCGUCAUCCGCUCUCCGCUGGAGCCCCGGUUCACCGGCAGCCGCUCUAAGUUCUCGCUGCCGCCUGCGCAGGAGCUCCGCAGUCUCCAAGAGUUCAAGUCGCGGCGCCGCCAGACUCCUCCACCUUCUCCCCCUCUCUCUCCUCUGUCUUCGUCAUCUUUGCUUUCUUUUUCUUCUCUCGGCGGCGAUCCCUCCGGGGCGGUUCAGGCUCGAGCUGCGGCGGAAGAAGAGUUCACUCUCGCAGCGGCUUUCGACGGCGCGUGGAGCGAGGCUCUCGUCGUCUCUGUCCUCUCGCCCGCAGCCUUCCUCCGCGAAGGGCGAGACGACGUCGGCGUACCAGGAGUGUUGGUGAAGCUUCCCGAGCCUCUGCGCGGCCGAGACUUAACGACCGGCGAGGCCGCCUUUCUCCGCCUGCAUCUGCUUUUUCGCAAGCGGAAACCGGCGGGGAGUCGAUCGGCUCGCUCGAGCGGCGCUUCGGCUUUUCACGCCUCAGAAAGACCGGCUUUUCACGAGAGAGAGGAGGCUGCCGCUGGCGCCUGUGUGCUCGAGGCAGCUCCGCGGCCACCUGAGGCCGCCGCUGCUUCCGCAGCCCGCGGAGCCUCGAGCAGCCGCCGGAGCUGGUUUUGUCGCUGUGGCGCAACAAAGAUCGCAAAAACUUCACAGGAAAACUCAGAGACUCCCGCGGCAGGAGCCGACGCACACCCCUGGACGCUGCUGCCGCUUUUCGUCGAGGACCGCAAGUCCAGCGUCCUCUGCUUCACCGCUCUGGGGAUGCUCUCUUCGCACCUGGAGGCCUCCGUCUCUUCUUCGCGCGUUUCCUCCUCUUCUGCAGCUUCGGUCUCUUCACUUGCGGGCAAGGAGAGGCAGGAGGAGCGGCGGCUGCGCGGCGAGAAGGGCUACCCCGAGCUGGAGACGCCGCUGUUCUACGCGAACCGAAAGUCGUUCGUUACCUUCGCUCUGUUGAUGCUUCUGUCGCUGGUGCUGGUCCUGAUCUUGGCGCUGCGCCUGUGGGCGAAGGCGCGGGGCCUGCGCGGGGCGGUUCACGAGUGCGCGGAGGACUUUCGGCUGGGCGAAGCCGCGGAUUGGCUGCGCUCUCAGAUUGGCUUUCUCUGCUGCUGUCUGCAGAUGAUCUUUGCGAGACGCCGCCCCCCCGGCGUCGAGCCGAUCUUAAUCGACACCCACGCCUACGGCAGCCCGUCUCGUCGGCGCCGCCGGCGGCACAGCCGCCAGCCGCGCGCCGAGCUCGAGGCAGGAAUAUUCUCAAACCGAAAAAAGCGCGAGGCGGGCGCGUUGCCCGCGGUCGCCGGCAGGAAGCCAGGCGCCAGGUAA
Molecule: messenger RNA, 3594 nt
Organism: Besnoitia besnoiti
Lineage: Eukaryota; Apicomplexa; Conoidasida; Eucoccidiorida; Sarcocystidae
Product: zinc carboxypeptidase superfamily protein
Exons: 13
Coding region: 1-3594 (1197 amino acids)
Biological process (GO): proteolysis
Molecular function (GO): metallocarboxypeptidase activity; zinc ion binding
Source: RefSeq, a predicted model, not a curated record